ACCUGCGCUCUGGGACUUAACGGUCGUGCGCUGCUGUUGGGGGUCUAUGGAGCUGUCUGUGGGGCCGCUGCAUGUAGCGUCUCGGAAAGGAAACUGCGUUUCGGGGGCUUGGGGCUCGUGGCGCUGCCAGGGACCCUCCACGGGAAGCGAGGGAGCGGCCCGAGUGAUCCGGUUUGCGCCGGCCGCGGGCUGCGAGCUCUCGGGGGGCGCGGGGCACCCCGAGUAAGAGCCUUGCCUCCGGGAUGCUCUCCGCCAGCGGAACUGCCCUGUGAAUGUUUGGAGUUGCAGCCAAAAAACUGGUUUCUCAUGAGAAUUGUAUCAGCUGAACCUUUUAAUUCAUUUAUCUGGCUGGACUGUUAAUAGGUCCUACCUCCCCCCACACUGAGACAGAUCUGUGGUGUGAGUUUGAAGCCUGAGAACAGGUGUCUGCCAUGGGAGGAGAGCUUCUGACCUGAGACCCACACCAAAUCUCGAAGAGUCCUGGCCAGGGGUGGGCUCUGCACCUGCAGGCCAUCCUGACCAGUCCUUCCCAGAGCCAGCAAGAACCAAAUGACACCUCAGCCUUGAAAUACCAGUUACAGCUGUACAGCAUGGAGCAGUUGUCACAGACGAUGCCUAGAAGAGCUUGGUGUUCCCAGGAGUCUGCACUUUGCCAGGAAGAAGAGGACAUGAGCAGAUCUUUUAAAACAGUGACAUUCGAGGAUGUGGCUGUGGACCUCACCCAGGAGGAAUGGCAGCAAAUGAAACCUGACCAGAGGAGUUUGUACCGAGAUGUGAUGCUAGAGACCUACAGCAACCUAGUAACCGUAGGUGGUCCAUUCCCCAAACCAGAUGUGAUCUUGAAGUUAGAGCAAGAAGAGGAGCCCUGGGUGGUGGAGGAAGAGAUGUUCUGGAGACGCUCUGCAGAAGCCAGAAGAGGAGGAAAGAAGAUGUUUACAUCUAAAGACAUGGCCAAGGACUUGCAUUUCAAAGACGUGGUCAUCUACUUCUGUCGAGAGGAAUGGAAGUACUUGCACCCUUCCCACAGGAAUUUGUACCAGGAUGUAAUGUUGGAGACGUACAGCAACCUGACCUCACUAGGUAUUGCUGACACUAAGCCGAGUGUGAUCUCCCUUUUAGAGCAGGGGAAAGAGCCCUGGAUGGUGAUGAGGAAUGAGACGAAAGAAUGGCAUCCCGAUUGGGCGUCUAGAAGAAAAGGCAAGAACUUACUUCCAAAGGAUGGCUACAGAAUUAUAUCAUUGCAACAAAAGGUGGCAAAAAAACGUACACAGCCCAGCCUUGAGAACAACAGGGCCAGAGGUAACAGAGAGAUCACAGGCCAGCUGGAGAUGCAACAGGACCAUCAGGAGGGACAUUUAAAACAAGCUGUGGUGACCUCUGUCAGGAGGCCUAGUUCCUUCCAGUGCACAGCCCAUAAAGAAGCUCACUCUGGAGAAAAACCCUAUGAAUGUAAGAAAUGUAAGGAAACGCUCAUGUGCCGGCCGUGUCUCACUGCACACGAGCAAAUGCACAAUAAGGAAAAAGGCACAAAGUGUGCGCAGUGCGGGAAAGUCUUUAGCUGUAGGUCAGACUUGACUAUGCACCAAAGACUUCAUGAAAGCAAAAAAAGCAAUGAAAAUAAGAAAAGUGCCCUUAAUUGUGGUUCUGACAUUUCGAAACCUCAGAGUACUCACAGUAGUGAGAAACCUCAUAAGUGUAAGGAAUGCGGGAAAGGUUUCCAUUCUACCUCACAGCUCAGUCACCAUCAGAAGUUGCAUAUAGGUGAGAAGCCCUACAAGUGUAAGGAGUGUGGGAAGGCGUUUCCAUCUGUCGCACAGCUCAGUCUUCACCAGAGAGUUCACACUGACGAGAAGUGCUUUGAGUGCAAGGAAUGUGGGAAAGCCUUCACCCGCCCCUCACAUCUCCUUCGGCACCAGCGAAUCCACACUGGUGAGAAGCCGCAUAUGUGUAAGGAAUGUGGGAAGGCCUUCCGUUACGACACUCAGCUUAGUCUCCAUCUGCUGACUCACGCCGGGGCGAGACGCUAUGAGUGUAAGGACUGUGACAAGGUGUAUAGUUGUGCCUCACAGCUCACUCUACAUCAGAUGGUUCACACCGGGGAGAAGCCCCACAAGUGUAAAGAGUGUGGAAAAGGCUUUAUCUCUGAUUCACAUCUUCUUCGACAUCAAAGUGUUCAUACUGGUGAGAAGCCCUAUAAGUGUAAGGAAUGCGGCAAGGGCUUUCGUCGUGGCACAGAGCUUGCCCGACAUCAGAGAGCCCAUGCUGGUGAUAAACCCUAUAAAUGUAAGGAAUGUGGAAAGUCCUUUACUUGUACCACAGAGCUCCUUAGACAUCAAAAAGUUCACACUGGUGAGAGACCCCACAAAUGUAAGGAGUGUGGGAAGGCUUUCAUUCGAAGAUCAGAACUAACACAUCAUGAAAGAAGCCACAGUGGUGAAAAACCCUAUGAGUGUAAGGAGUGCGGGAAGACCUUUGGCCGCGGCUCAGAACUUAGUCGACACCUGAAAAUCCACACUGGGGAGAAGCCCUAUAAGUGUAAGCAGUGUGGGAAAGCCUUCAUUCGUGGCUCUCACCUUACCCAACAUCAGAGAAUUCAUACAGGGCAGAGAAGUGAAUGAGGAAAUGCUGCCAUGGAAAAGUCCUGCAGUUAGAGCCCUUACAAUGGCUAACAGAUGUGGGACAGCAACAUCGCAGGCUUCCUCAUCCCUUCCUCAUCCGCACCAGAAUUCAGACGCAGACCCAGUUAGGGCCAGAAAUGACUGGACAUUUGUCACCAGUAGGAAAUCUUACAAGUACAGAAAUUGGAAGUGACUUAAUUGUUGCAGAAUUUAUCGUGAGCUUUAGCUAAUGGAAAACUGGAAAUUCCCAUGAAUAUAAAGAAAGUAGGAAUGCCCUGUCAGUUGCCCAGAGCCAAAUAGGCCUCGGAAUUCACACCAGAGAAACACUGAGGAGGCAGUAAAUACAUCAGUGGAGUUAGUCAUUCGCCCUGGCUACAGAUGUGAUCUUUCGUACUUAAGGUCACACUUACGUUCAAAGUGCAGCACAUUCUUCCUUCAUCCCACUCACAUUUUAUGAAAUAUUUGCAGGUUUAUUCUAUAAAAUGAGCUUGAACUGAGGAAGUGUGGAAAGGACUUGACCAUGUUUACCUUUUACUCAAGAGUUAGAGCAGGGUAAAUUACUUGCUGACCUUAAAAUUCUUUUAUAAAUUAGCAAUGUUAGCAUCGUAUAUCUAGUUAUACUGUGAGGAUGUGUAUAGCUUGCAGACUAGCAUCUAACUAGUUUUUAAAGUGUACCAAAUGCAUCAGGGCAUUGUGGUGCACACCUGUAAUCUAAGCACCUGGAAGCCAAAGGCAGGAGGAUCACAAGUUUGAGGCUAGCUUGAAGGAUAUUCCAAGAAAAAAGUAUACCAAAGACAGCUGCUUUCUUGUUAUUUUCAAACUUGUGAACUUUUCUAUAACAGUCUUACAAAAGGAAAGCCUUACGUGCCCAGUGGUUGGAGGGACAUUUUGCAUUGUCUCCUAGACUGUUACAGAACACAGGCUCCUUUUGAAGAAAGACUGAAACCUUUCAUUCCCCGUGUGCCCGUCUGCUGCCAGGAGGCUCACACUUUGAACGCAGACCCGUUAUUCUGAUGACACAAGAGCUGUGUGGGCUGAAGACGAAAGGUUUCUGAGCUCAGGCCGGUUGGACGAGCAAAGUGUGGGCUUUAGUAAGAAGACAGGGAAAUGCUCUUCCCACCCGCAAGGAGCGCAUCUGUGUGCCAGGCGGCGCCUGAUUUGGGUUGCAGUCCAAAGGGCCAGAAGCUGAGACAAUGUGAGGUUAUUGACGUUGUGGCUUCAGGAAACCAUGAACUGCAAAAUAAGAAAUGCAUACGUUGAAAAUUCAGCUCUUUACAGUGUACCUCUUAGAAAUUACUACUUAAAAUAUUUUUAUAUAUAUUCAGUUUCAGUAAGGUAGGGUGUUUAUAUAAAAUUUCAGCUUUUAUAGUAUAUCUGACAUAGAGAAGCAGUAUUUUAAAAGUACUUUUAGCCAUAUUAUCAAAAUAUCUAUUCAGCUUUGACUUAGUAAGAUAUAGGCUAUUUACUUAAAGCAUUUGAUGGUGUCUUUUUAUAUCCUGGAAAAGUAUUGUUUUCCUGAAUGAAGUGAGAGCCAAGGAGAACCUGCUUAAGGAACUACACUAAUUCCUCUACACCUGAGUCAUCUGGCAGCUAAAAAUCUUCUACCUCUUCAGGACACAAGGCACUCACAGCUAUGCAGGAGCAAACAUUUUUACCAAAUUUGGAAAAGCACAUCUACAAUCCAGUCGGCUAUCUACAAAUCUGUUUUACUUAGAGUAGAGGGUAUUCUGAGUAGACAGCAAGUCCUGUUGGAAGCCCAGGGAAAAGGAACGAGGUGCUUUGUUCAGAUGUUUGUAGGUGCCCUGAUGAGCAAAGAGAAACUCACAGCAGGGGCUGUGAAGGGAAGUUACCUCCCUGCCUGCUGGCUUCCACUUGGGAACAGCGCCCUCUAGUGAGUCCAUCCGGCUACUGCAGACAGUGCAGGCAGAGUCCAGGUAGGGAGUGCCUACUAUCCACUUUGGUUUUUUGAUACAGGUCCUCAUGAGCUGGGGCUGACUAGUGAACCCCAGGGACCCACUUGGCUCUGUAGCCUUAGCAUUGUUGUUAAAAGCAAGUGCCACAUCACCUGACUUUUUUAUGUGGAUUUUUGGGAGAUGAACUCAGGUCCUCAUGCUUGUACAGCAAGCACUUUACUGACUGAGCAUCUCUAGCCCAUCAAGUAUUUUUUAAAUGGGAAUUUUAAUUUGCACUGGUAUAUUAAUGAAUCUAAAAUUUUAACUAUUCUAAAAAUAGAACUUGCACACAUUUUAUAAGAAUUAAAUUAAUAAAAGCAGGAUUUUAAAUGUGAUAUUAGUACUAAUUUCAGUGUUAGAAGGAUAGCUCUUUACUUUUCUGCUCAUGUGUACAUACUUUUUUCAAGACUUGAAUGUCCUCUCCCAAAUAUAUGUGUCAUGAUGCACCUGAAAGCAAGAAUAUACUGCAGUGCCUUCUUUAGGGAAGCAACGUUGAGUACACUGUUGUCAGUGGAUGCUGUGCUCCACGCUCACUCCGCCUGGGGCACACCCACACUUUUCUCAUUUUGGUAACAGGUUCUGGGUGGGAAGGGUGUAGAAUGGAAUUGUGCAUGCACACAGAGGAGUGCAGCCACCUUUCCUCACGUGGUAAUCUACUGUAAACCUCUUUCUAGUCAACACAGAUCUAACUAGCUUCACGUACUCAUACAGCUCGUUCUUCACCAGCGAGGUUGAGGUUAUUUUACCAUCAACGAUGAGUUCAGGACCCAGAUAUUGCCUCAUGUUGGAGUUUCUGCUUCUGUAAAGCAGGUGAACUCCUGCUAUUUGAAUUCUUGCCUUAACAUAGUAGAUUUAAAAUGUACUCGGUGCCUUAUUAUUUUUGUGGGACGCUCGCCAUUAUCUCAACAGAAAUGGGUGUGUUUCCCAGCAGUGUAAACCAGGACUGAAAAUGUGCCUUCCAUUUGCACUUCUUAACUGCCAACAAGGCUGAGUGUCUCCUGUGCCUGUGGGACAUUUGAGCUUUGUUUCUGUGACUUGCACAUUGCUGUCAGUCUCCCUUUGUAAAUCUGGAGUUGGGCCAGGCAGUGGUGCACACACCUUUAAUCCCAGCACUCGGGAGGCAGAGACUGGCGGAUCUCUGUGAGUUCGAGGCCAGCCUGGUCUACAAGAGCUAGCUCCAGGACAGGCUCCACUCCAAAGCUACAGAGAAACCCUGUCUCCAAAAAACAAACAAACAAACAAACAAAAAAAAAAAAACUGGAGUUGGGUUUGUUUUUUGUUUUGGACUUGUUUUUUGUAGAAACAUGGCUAGUUCAUAUUACCACAUUAGCAGUUUAUUGUCUUAGUCAAGUGUAUGUCAUUUGCCCUUGUUUAUAUUAAAAUAAUAGUUACCAAAUGUUGUUUUAUAAAGGGCCAGACAGUAUUUCAGGCUUUGGGAGCCUGUUUCCAUGCACCCUUUGCAGCAGGGAAACGCAUCCCGUUUGAGCCAGCGGUUCUCAGCCACUUCUGCCGUAGCCCCAGUAGACAUCUACCUGCCAAUGUCCACAGGCGUUUUGUUUGUCACUUUAAAGAUGAUUGCUGCUUGUGUCUUGUGGGCAGAGGCCAGAGAUCUUCUCGGUGUCUUGUGAUGCACAGCACAGCCCCAAGCAAAAUAAUGUCGCUCUCCAAAGAUGUCAGUUACCUUUCUGGCCAAACUGGAUAUACUGUGUCAAUCAAACCUUCACAGAACGGCAGCUGGUGUAGUUUUCUCGCCCUUAUUUUAAAUAGCUUUUGUCUGUAUGCUGUUUUACUGGCUUUGUUUCUUAAUUAUCUUUUAUGCCAAGUAGUUUUCUGUAUUUUAUUGCCUUAAGUCUUCUUUCCUAAAAAUUGAGAGGCUCAGUAGCGUGUGUAAUGAUGGCCCAGUAUUUUUUAAGCAUGAAUUUUUGUUUGCUUGGUUUU
This is a messenger RNA of Chionomys nivalis (European snow vole), 6508 nucleotides long. RefSeq names its product zinc finger protein 568-like. Gene Ontology annotation, biological process: regulation of cytokine production; negative regulation of transcription by RNA polymerase II; regulation of immune system process. Gene Ontology annotation, molecular function: DNA-binding transcription repressor activity, RNA polymerase II-specific; RNA polymerase II cis-regulatory region sequence-specific DNA binding. The transcript is spliced from 10 exons. The record is from RefSeq and is a predicted model, not a curated record. The coding region runs from base 591 to 2618 and encodes 675 amino acids. Lineage: Eukaryota; Metazoa; Chordata; Mammalia; Rodentia; Cricetidae.